AUGAAUCAUCUAGCUAUCCAGCGAAAAGCGAUUUUAAAUUCACCACUCCCACUCCGUUCGGUUCAGUCCGAGUCGGCUCAACUGAAUACUGGCCGACUUCCACCGGUUACUCCUUAUAGAAGAGUUGACAGCACGAUUCGCCUCACAGAUACUUCAGUAUCGCCCUAUUCACCAAUCAGUGAGAGGUCUGGCUCUUCAUUCUCCCAGGAAUCUACCGCUGAACCGUGGGAAAAUGUUUCGAUUACCACAGAGCCGUGGGAGAACGUUUCGAUUAGGUCCUCGCCCCCUCAGACGCCGAGGUCAAAGCACGAGCCCGAUGACAUUCCUCGGCUCGACUUAGUACCCCCUCGUGGAGAGUUUCUGAAGCGUAAAUGUGAUAACCUGGGCGAGAGCUCGAAGAAGGUCAAGCUCCGACCAGUCACACUCCCAGGUAUUUACCAUAUCCUAUCAGCCGAGGAGCGUGAAGGCCGUCGACCCACUUCCCACCACAGACCUCGAAGGGUGCUACAGACACCUAGUUCCAGCCCGGAGCCCGAAAAUGAGUACUCUCUCUCAUCACAGCCAAAAUCUCCAGCGCCAGAAGACCCCAUCGUCCAGUGGCUUAAUCUCAGAAGGAAAGAAUCCAAUGGCUGUCAAGAACUCCUUUCGCAGCCCCGAGACUCAAGGGGGAAUUCUUUGAAUAUUUCCUUGAACAUUUCCUUGAAAUUCUGCGAUCCGCAACCAGUUUUCUAUCGAGAGAAGCAGCAGUACACGUCGCAGUCCCGCGGCUAUUGUCAUCGACCCCGACCACAACCCUCACCAUCUGAAGAAGAUUCUACGGAAGGCUGCAACAAAAAGGGCUCCCACAACAACAUCAAGUACACAACAGAGGAGGCCGAUUUUAUUCGAUUCAACAAAUACGAGAUGAAGUUCUCGUGGGAGGAGAACAGACGCCUCUUUGAGAAGAGAUUUAUAAUGCCGCCUGGAAAAGAACGCACAACCCAAGGCAUCCAAGGCAUUCACUACAGAGACAACCUGCAUCUCCCUCAUCUCAUAGAUAAGGGAAGAAGACUUGUGUUUCUACCCGAGGGGCACGUAGAGGCAGUGGUUGCCAAGGUUCGACAUCAACUGGAAGACAAGCCAUACUUCAGCCUGACCUACCUGUAUCCCGAGCGAGCCAUGCUCUAUGACUGGGUGCCAUACAAGGUGAAAAUUGUGGCUGCUGAACUAGCCAAAGAGCGCGCUGCGCAGAAGGAACAGGCACGAUGUGAAGCGAUCCAAAAGGGCAAAUGGAAGGAAAAGCUGGCGAACGGCCAGUGCGGUUGCUGUUACAAGCCAGACGGCGACAAGGAGACUCCAAAGCGCUCUUUUCCGCGCGAGCCCUCUCCAGAAGAAAGCAAAUUCGCCAUGCCCCCAAAGCUCGCAGACAACCCUCUCAAAUUUUCGCAUAUCGUCAAGGCGGAGGACGGACUCUACGUGAAUACUGGCUUCGGCGCCAACCACAGGUGA
Molecule: messenger RNA, 1488 nt
Organism: Daldinia loculata
Lineage: Eukaryota; Fungi; Ascomycota; Sordariomycetes; Xylariales; Hypoxylaceae
Exons: 2
Coding region: 1-1488 (495 amino acids)
Source: RefSeq, a predicted model, not a curated record